GGGCAUGUACAUUCAGCAUCCUGUUUUCCCGUACCACAAGUAUAUAAAGGUCUGGUGAAUCACAAAAGCGACAUUCAAAUCGUUUAUUCUCUCGUGGAUAAACGUAACAGGCAGGAUGCGUAUUCUUAACGUUGCAGUUGUCGUAGUCUUGGUCUUCCUUGGCUCCGUCUUUGGUGGCCAUGGUGGUGGUGGCCAUGGAGGCGGAGGCCAUGGUGGUGGUGGUGGCCAUGGAGGUGGAGGCCAUGGUGGUGGUGGCCAUGGAGGUGGAGGCCAUGGUGGUGGUGGCCAUGGAGGUGGAGGCCACGGUGGUGGUCAUGGAGGCGGCGGCCAUGGUGGUGGUCAUGGAGGCGGCGGCCAUGGUGGUGGUCAUGGAGGUGGCGGCCAUGGAGGAGGCCACGGAGGAGGUGGUCACGGAGGAGGUGGCGGCCAUGGAGGAGGCCACGGAGGAGGUGGUCACGGAGGAGGUGGCCAUGGAGGAGGUGGUCAUGGAGGAGGCGGACACCAUGGUUGAAAGAUCCAAGGAUCAUAAUAUUCACAUCAAAUGCUGGACAUUUGAUAUCACAUUUGUGGAUUUCACUUACCAUGCUGCUGCAUCCAACCAAUCUGUAUAUUCCUCAACAAGUACAAAUAAAGCUGUGAUUUAUACUGUAA
This is a messenger RNA of Haliotis rubra (blacklip abalone), 651 nucleotides long. Its product is annotated as ctenidin-1-like. The transcript is spliced from 2 exons. The record is from RefSeq and is a predicted model, not a curated record. NCBI's taxonomy places the organism in Eukaryota, Metazoa, Mollusca, Gastropoda, Lepetellida, Haliotidae. Bases 116 to 511 code for a protein of 131 amino acids.